Messenger RNA from Peronospora farinosa, 765 nucleotides. Lineage: Eukaryota; Oomycota; Peronosporomycetes; Peronosporales; Peronosporaceae. The record is from the annotation of a GenBank genome assembly.
AUGGGCUGCCGCCAUUCCAUCGCAAACGAGGUCUCCAUUGAUCCGACCACACAGCCUCCGUCAGGGUACGGUAAGAUCUCGAUGGACAUUGUUUUUACUGAUAUCAUCGUGGAUGAGACGAGCAAGAGCGUCCCACUUGUCGAGGAGGAGGUUGAAGAGUAUGAGAAGCAGGUCAUCGUUACAACCCCAGCAGCUGAAGACAAGCCAAUCCCAACGGAGGAGCUGGUUAAAGUGGUCGUUGAAGAACCCGUCGUGGUCGAAGAGUCUAUUGUGGUCGAUGAGGCCGUUGUGGUCGAAGAGGCCGUUGUGGUCGAAGCAGAAAUGUUGGAGGAACCGACAAAUGAAGAGGAUGAAGCACUAGUCAAGUAUGAGACGAAGGAGGAGGUUGAGCAGCACGAAAAAAAGUCAUUGAUGCUGGAGGAGUUCGCCGUGACAAGCACGAGCGUUCCUGCGUGGACGUUUGUUGCCGAGAAUGUCGCGUUUACCGUCGGCGUCGCCUUCUUCAACAUUUCUGGAUGUAGUCCCGACGGAGACAAGGUGCAUCUGACCAAGAGGUACUCGGAGUUUAAGGUGCUUCAUGCCGAGAUGGCCAAGCUCAUGUCCAAGGAAGAACUGAUAGAUUUACCCGGCACAUCAUUCCUGCAGGGCCGCAACGACAAGGCUUUGCUACAGGAGCGCGAAGAUGCAUUUGUUAAGAUACUAAACGCCAUUGCGCAGCAUCCGGAGGGGUUUCAAAGCGCUGCCUUUAUCGCAUUCCUGGCGUAG